This is a messenger RNA of Didymodactylos carnosus, 750 nucleotides long. The record is from the annotation of a GenBank genome assembly. NCBI's taxonomy places the organism in Eukaryota, Metazoa, Rotifera, Eurotatoria, Philodinida, Philodinidae.
AUGAUUGACCAGAUUAUAGCCAAUCUACUCCGGAAAACGUUGGAAACACAAACACCAAAAUUUUCUGGUAGCAAAGUGGAAAAUGUUACUGAUUGGGUGAAGACGGUAACAGUUGAAGUCAAGUUGGCCCACUGUCCAGAACAUGAAAAAUUAGAUUGGGUUCCAACAUUUUUACGUGGAGAAGCAUUACUUUGGUGCAUGAAGAGGAAGAAUGAUAUUCAAACCUGGAGUGCAUUUAUCGAAGCAAUGCAAAACGAGUAUUCACUGCAACGAACGUAUGAUCAAUACUCACUGGAGACGAUAGUCUUUGAAGAAACAACAACAGUGAUGGACACAGAAGAAUUAGAAUGGCCGAAACAAGGUGAACCAUGGGCAGAUUCUGAGCUAAAAGAACAAAUGGAAAGAUUUCAAAAAACACCAAAUAGUGAAUAUAAUAUAUUAAUUAGUCACACACAAUUAUCAACAACAUCAGCAGAAGAUGAAGAAGAAAUUAAUGAUGACAAACAAGUACAAUUGCCAAGUGGGACGAUGGAUAAAGAUCGUACGUUGUUAUUGUCAAAAUUAUAUGAUGUAAUGAAACAAUUCAGAUUAAAAAGAAAAUCACAAUCAGUACCAUCAUCGUGGUCGUUAUUACAAUUCGCACUCUCUAGCACUGGUUUAUCAUGCCCAUGCUUUCACAAUGGCUCAAGUGGUGAAGACAGUCUACUGAGUGCUGUAGAUCCCGAAUUCCCGAGACGGGAAUUCAUUUAA